Molecule: messenger RNA, 2980 nt
Organism: Misgurnus anguillicaudatus (oriental weatherfish)
Lineage: Eukaryota; Metazoa; Chordata; Actinopteri; Cypriniformes; Cobitidae
Source: RefSeq, a predicted model, not a curated record
GGAGCAUUACGUCACAUCAAAGCAAAUGAACAGCAGGGACCAGAGGCUCCGCGCGAGACUAACGCGAAAAAAGCUAAUUUUGCGUUUAAUGGUGAAAGUGUCGUCGAUGUAAUGCGUCGAUUUAACGCAAUUGUUGUUUAGUAAAAGCGGAUGGAUUGGAAUUAAAGACGUUUCUGCGAUGACACGCGUUUGAAUGAUCGAGGAGUCGAGCGGUAACAGCAGCAUCAUGGCUGAUAGAAGACAACUGUUUGCUGAAAUGCGUGCACUGGAUCUGGACUCCAUCAGAUUGUCCACAUACAGGACAGCCUGCAAGCUGAGAUUUAUUCAGAAGAGGUGCAAUUUGCAUUUGGUGGAUAUCUGGAAUAUUAUCGAGGUGUUUCGUGAAAACAGACUCAACACCAUGGACCUCAACACAGAGUUUUCUGUAUCGCACCUGCAAGCAAUACUCUCCACCAUCUUUUACCAGCUGAACAAACGCUUACCCACAACCCAUCAGAUCAACGUGGACCAGUCCAUUUCAUUUCUCCUAAACUUUCUGUUAGCGGCAUACGACCCGGAAGGUGUGGGAAAAAUCUCGGUUUUUGUCGUGAAGACGGCCCUGGCCGCCCUCUGUGGCGGAAAGAUUUUGGAUAAACUGAGAUAUAUUUUUUCACAGAUAUCAGACUCGAAUGGAGUAUUGAUAUACACACAGUUCGAUCAGUUUCUGAGAGAGGUGCUUAAACUGCCCGUGACGGUUUUUGAGGGUCCGUCGUUUGGUUACACUGAGCAGUCUACGAGAACCUGUUUUCUGCAAGAGAAGAAGGUCUCGCUCAAUGUGUUUCUUGACACAUUCAUGUCAGAUCCUCCUCCUCAGUGUCUGGUUUGGUUACCGCUGAUGCAUCGACUGGCAAAUGUUGAGAACGUCUUCCAUCCAGUUGAGUGUUCCUACUGUCACAGCCAGAGCAUGAUGGGAUUUCGUUAUCGUUGCCAAAAAUGCGAUAAUUACCAACUCUGUCAAGAGUGUUUCUGGAGAGGCCAUGCCUCAGGCAGUCAUAGCAACCAGCACCAGAUGAAGGAGUACAUGUCAUGGAAAUCUCCAGCUAAGAAGUUGUCGGAUGCUCUCAGCAAGUCUCUGAGCUGUGCGACCAAUCGAGAUCCUCCUUACCCAAUGUUCUCCGAAGCCCCCGAGAAACCGCUCAACCUCACCCAUGUCGUGCCUCCUCGACCGAUGACCAGUGGAAAUGAGUUCAUGCUUUCUCACACCAUGCCUUCCUCAGGAAACCCGUACUCCAGUAAAACAGGUGCUCACGAUGAGGCUAAACAAAAGAGACUGUAUUCUCAGACAACCCCGGAUCUUUUGAAAGGAAAGGGGGUUCGAUACAGCCUCGAUAUUGCCGAUAGGCUCGAGGAUGAGCACUUACUUAUCAGAGUUUAUGUGAAUCUACUUGAAAAGAAGUCCUCAUGUUUUCAGGAGAGCAGUAAAAACCAAGAUGAGGAGCACUGCCUUAUCGCCCGUUACGCCUCCCGAUUGGCUACUGAUGGAGUUGCGUCGAGGAGCAGAGUACCGUCAGAUAUCUCCUUGUGUUUGGAUACAAACAAACAGCAGAGGCAACUUAUCGCCGAGCUAGAGAGCAAGAACAAAGAGAUCUUGCAGGAGAUACAGCGCUUGAAACAACAGCAUGAGGAAGCUUCUCAGCCUCCAUUAGACAAAAACCAACAAAACCCAACAUUACUGGCUGAACUGAGACUGCUCAGGCAGAGAAAAGAGGAGUUAGAACAGAGAAUGUCGGCUCUACAGGAGAGCCGUCGUGAACUCAUGGUCCAACUGGAGCAGCUCAUGAUGCUAUUAAAGGACGAGGAGCUGAAGCGCACCACCCAAGGUACUGGCUCCUCCCCUCGCUCCUCCCCCAGCCACACGGCCAACACAUCCAUCCAUUCAGCAUCCGGCAGUACCACACCCAUCCCUAUGCCGGUCCAGUCAACAUCCGGCAAUACCACGCCCAGUCAGACACCUCAGGACUCGCUCAUGGGCCUGGGAGGAGAAGUGCAACAGGCUUUUGCUCAGGGCUCCAGAAGGAACUUAAGGAAUGAUCUUCUGCUAGCUGCAGACUCCAUAACCAAUACAAUGUCUUCUCUGGUUAAAGAACUUAACUCAGAAGUAGGGAGUGACACAGACAGCAUCUCUGACCUCACAUUCCAGAUGGCAGACGUUUUUCAUCCACAGACCGGUUCCUCUAGAAUAGGGGCCGCAGGUCAGGAGGCUGGAGGAUUUUACAGGAACGGCCUGGAGAACCGGCUGGACAAAGAGCUAAAGAUGGAGGAACGACUGAGACCCACACAGGAGCAGGACAAGAACUUCUUGGUGACUUUACAAGAGUAACUGCAGUUUAUUAAGCAAUGGUGGAGGACGAGCUACUUUAAAGCACUGUGCAGUAACCAUACCUGUACCGUGGUACAAAAAAUAUAUUUUUAGAAAUGUUUUAAGAUACUGUGAACCAACUUGGAGCAAACAAUGGAACUGUCUAUAACACCACCAGUGCCAUAAAAUCCAACAUUUUUAAGAUGAUUUCAUUUACUACUGUAGGUGUUUAUGUGAUUUGGUUUGAUUUUAUUUUCAUAUGUAUGUUUAAAGAGUUGUACUGUAUUUAAAUAUCUGUUGGGGAAAAUGGGUGUGGUCUUUAACGAAGCUGCUAUCUUUACAAACCCAACACAUUUACUUUUAUUUGAAGAGUUGAACGCCCAGAGACCCAGUGGUCUUUUAAAGCGUAUGUAUACAUAUUAAUAAUAUGUUGUAACUUGGAUUUGCGAUUUUAUCAUAGUCUUUGAUUACAACUUAAUACACUGCCUUAGCUUAUGAGACUACAUUUGGAUUUUUAGGUGUACUACUGAAUUUAAUAAUUUUAAAGAACAGACUUUUAAUUAUAAGAACAGUUCAGAAUUGGGUGAAUAUCACAAGAUUGUAUCUAAGUCACAUUGCACCCUAAUAUCCACAAAAAUAUAA